AGGGACACCCAAACAAGCCCUGACCGCGGUCUGUCUAUGUGCAACCCUGCCUUUUCUUCUUCCAUUAACCCCUAGCGUGCUCCCUCCCCUGCCCCCGCCUCCCACCGCACCCCGUGGCGACGACUGGGCGGCCGUCGCUGCCGCCCUACGCCAGUUGCCGAGGUCUUCUUCGGGCCCUUACACGGCGACGAGCACCACCAGAUACUCUGAGCCUGGGUGCUGAAAGUUCCUUCUGGAGUUCGUUACAUUAGGAUUCGUUUUUGAUGACUUCAUCAAGAAGCAACAGCAGGAGCAGAAGUAGGAGCCGCAGUCGCAGCAGGAGCAGGAGCCGCAGUCCUCGGCGAAGAGAUAGGUUGCGCAGUGAACGUGCACCCCGCCGUAGUCGCAGUCGCAGCAGGAGCCGCAGCCCACACCGUCGCAGAGAACGGCGUGGCUACAGGGAUCUUGUAUGCAAGAACUGCCGGAGACCUGGGCACUUCGCUAAGGAGUGCCCAUCUGCGCCUACGUGCAAUAACUGUAACCUUCCAGGCCACUUUGCAGCAGAAUGCACCUCACAAACUAUUUGCUGGAACUGCAAAGAGUCUGGGCACAUUGCCAGUGAGUGCAAGAAUGAGGCCCUGUGCCACACCUGCAACAAGACAGGCCACUUGGCACGUGAUUGCCCUACUUCAGGGGCUAACGUUAAGCUAUGCAACAAAUGUUUUAAACCAGGCCACUUCGCUGUUGACUGCACCAAUGAACGGGCCUGCAACAACUGCCGUCAGCCAGGGCACAUAGCUCGGGAGUGCAAGAAUGACCCGGUUUGCAACCUGUGCAAUGUCUCUGGCCAUGUUGCCCGCGUCUGUCCAAAGACGACUCUGGCUUCAGAGAUACAGGGUGGCCCAUUCCGUGAUAUCCUUUGCCGCAUCUGUGGUCAGCCAGGGCACAUCAGCCGCAACUGCAUUGCAACCAUCAUCUGUGACACAUGCGGUGGGAGGGGGCACAUGUCUUAUGAGUGCCCGUCGGCCAGGAUAUUCGAUCGCGGGCUCCGCAGGUUCUGAGCUUUUUUGCCGAGGGCUCCGCUUUGUUCUGAUGGUUGAGUUUCGUGAGGACCGAGGAUGUUUCAUUUGUUUCUGACAAUAUUGGAACAGUUUUCCUUCUGAGGGACGAUUCUGUAGGAUGUGUUGCGGGUGAAACUCCUUUUUCCCUUUUAAUCAGGAUAUAUAGCCCUUUGUGGGGGGGCUCAAACAGUGCUGUAACGGAUCAAGUGAAAAUUGCCAGGUCAUGGUUAACUUUGUGCUCAUUCUCUGUUACCUUCUGAGCACUUGUUUUCCAUACUCUGUUUCACACUUAUACUAUACUGUAACGUCAUGUAGAGCUGUGAAAUUUCUAUUGUGACA
Molecule: messenger RNA, 1379 nt
Organism: Sorghum bicolor (sorghum)
Lineage: Eukaryota; Viridiplantae; Streptophyta; Magnoliopsida; Poales; Poaceae
Product: zinc finger protein GIS2
Exons: 4
Coding region: 264-1040 (258 amino acids)
Molecular function (GO): nucleic acid binding; zinc ion binding
Source: RefSeq, a predicted model, not a curated record